UUUGAGAAGACAGUUCGCUUCGCUCGCUAGCUAGCUCGGUGCAUCGUCCUCCUCGAUUUCUCUUUCUGCGAAUUCGAUCGCUCGUGCCACAAAGAUCCAUCGUUGUUGUGUAGCAGAGAUCAUCAGUUCCCUCUAAUCAUUUCGAUACUUCAAAACUCCGUUUCCGAGACGCGGUUCAGAUACUGUCUAGGCCUCUGAAUCGUACAGAUCGUUGCUAAGAAUGCUUCAAUGGAUGGGAGGAUCGAGGCGGAAAGUAGCCGCUUCGCACACAUCUGUGAAGAAGAGGCAAAAACAAUACUUUGAGCAGAGGAGACGACAACAGCAUCAGUUCACAGCUGGUUCCGGGAGCUGCAGUAAUGAUAGGAACACUAGUAUUCCACGCCAAUCGUUGGAUAUUCUCAAUUUCAUCAACUUAUCAACCCCUGCUACUCCUAAAUGCAAACCUUCUCGUCCAGAAGAUGAGAAAUUUGAAGAUCUGGAUGCCGGUUUCAACAGUCUGAAGGACAACAUUUCAGGAGUGGGAAGUUCGCUUAACAAUAAGGCAGAAACCACUUCCUCAAAGAGGAUUUCUUCUAGUCUCCCUGACAACCAGACAAAAGAUUUUAAAAAAGCAAACCCAACAGCGGAUCUGAUGGAUGGCGCAGAGCGGAAGUUAUCCGUCUUUGAUUUAGUUGGUGAUGAUGAUCAUACAACCACCAACCUGAAAGACUAUUCUCCAUCUGAGCCUCACAUGGCAUUUUCAGUUGAAGGGUUAGGGAAAAUAAACACGGAAACUCCGCCUAAUUCUCCACAACCAUCAGGCAGAAACUUCGCGUACCGGUGCUGCUCUCCAUGGAAUGAUUCUGGUCAACCCACAUCAAACGUCAGGAAAACGCCCAAAAACUUUGAGAAGGAAGUGGAUCCAAAAAUUGAAAGUAGCAAAAUGUUCCAAGAUGACAAACGUUAUAGGCCUCCCGUUGACAUACAUGCUACACAUGGGGGCAGAAAUCAAAAACUGCGCACUUCCAUUGAUCACUUGCACAAACCAUAUAUCAACGACUCCAGAGGCUACUUCUGUGACACUGCAGAUUUCAACAAAAGCAGUGUCUUUGAUGAAAACGAGUGGAAUGCUAAACCCACCUUUCUAGAUGACGGGGUGGGCGGAUUUUACUGGAAGGACCAACAGCCACGUCAUGAGGAGAGUUUGAACCUUAAUUUCAACAGUUAUGGAAGGGAUUACACUGAGAGUCGCUCUUCUGCAGAACACCAUGGUACAAAGAAGAGGGAUUACCUGGAAACGACCUGGAGGUCCAACAUCGAAGGUUCACCAGUUCGAAGACCACAGCGUCUAGAGAGGACCGUUGGUAAUCCGAGUUUUGAAAAGGAAACAACCCUCGACUUUAAUUUUGACAAAGUAUUUGACUCAUCGGUCUGGUCAUCCGUUGUACUUGAGGAAGACAAAGACAGCCAUAGCUUGCGUAGUGAAGAAUCUUGCUCGUCUAGUGCAGUUUGGGCCAAUGAAACCUCCAAUUCACAUAUUGGGACCAACGCAAGGCAGAGGAAAAGGGAAGCUGAUUCUUUUUGCAACAUUGGAGACAAGAAGCGUUUUGAUAAAGGCCUUUUCCAAGAAUCUUGGGAAGAUUGGGAUGUGGAUGAUCAUCAAUUGAAGAGAAAAGUUGGGUCUGGAAAGCAGGUCAGACUAUCAAACCCAGGAAAGUUGAAAUCUACCAGUCAGAGAGACUCCCCUUUCUGUGGUGGUGGUCUCGACGCUCCUUACAAUUGUUUUGCGGAAGGUUUUACAGCUGCGGGCAUAAGCUCAGAUAUUACAACCGAGAGAGACAAACCAUAUCCUUUCCUAAACCCCAAGGCUGGUAGCUCGCACUGGCGUCAAUCUCGAGCCCCUGAUUCUAUUCCGGAAACAUGGGUUCCUAAGUUUUCAGCAGAGGGCACUGGAUAUGAUGACGAAUACGACUACGUGAACUGUGUGUCAGCAAACCAUAAAUCUAAUCUAGCAGGAGACAUCUGUAGUUUUGGGAGUGACACGAUAUCAGAGAACGAUAAUGAACAAAGCAAUGGAGUGAAUGACCCAAAAGUUCAGGGAGAUGAGACAUCAUCAUCCGUUGCGAAGAGCCUCUCAGACGAAAAUGAGUAUGUACGAGGUAACCCCAACAAGGAGGUCAUGAAAGCUCGGCAUCAAGGAAACAGAGAAUCAGGAGGAGAAAAGACAAGUAGAGAUUCGUUCCAACAAAUGAUAAUGCUGGAAAGACGCACGCUUCAACUCGUUUGCUUAAACAAGACAUUGCUUCUUAACUCUUUAAAAACUUAGGUGAGACAGAAUUUCAUUUCCAUAUCUUCUGUCUUUAAUUUCGAGGUGUCUCUUUAACUGAAAUAAAUACAAAUUAAUGUUUCUUGGGCAUAAGGGAAUGUGCAUAUUUGGUAUAUUUUAGUUGAGGGGUUACACAGAUAUGAAAAUCAACAAUAUGUUGCUGUCUAUACAGGGUUUUAGUGUUUGCGUUUGCACCUACUCUUACAUGGUACUGUAUUUGUCAGUCACAUUACCCACGUUCUGUCUAUACCAUUUUAAGAUG
Messenger RNA from Raphanus sativus (radish), 2567 nucleotides. RefSeq lists its product as uncharacterized. The transcript is spliced from 20 exons. The record is from RefSeq and is a predicted model, not a curated record. The coding region runs from base 221 to 2305 and encodes 694 amino acids. Lineage: Eukaryota; Viridiplantae; Streptophyta; Magnoliopsida; Brassicales; Brassicaceae.